AUGAGCCAGUCACCGGAUUCGAACCAGGAAAAUGCCAGCCCAGAUAAGCACCACCUGGCUGUGUCGAACCACCCGCGAAAGUGCCCGUUUAGUAUUGAAAGUAUUCUCGAAGCACCGAAAGUUCCCCGAGGCCGCCGACCAAAUUGGAAAUAUCCACGUGUUCAGGCAAGCAAAUCCGUAAAUCCUUUUGCUUUGGGCAUGGUGCCUCUUUACCCCGUCACCCAGCCAGUAGGAUUCGUCGUUGAACAAAUGGCGCAUGGCAUUGGAAGCGAGAAUGAAGAUGCACCAGAACUGGAUGUCGAUGACGGCAACAGCGGUAACCAUAGCGGUGAUUUAAUGAUUGACAUUGUUAAUGAUGAUGCUGUAGCCGCGGCGGCAGCCGCCGCAGCCGCAGCGGCUGCAGCAGCGGUCACGACAGCCCCAGGUACCAUGUCUUCAUCGACGCUGACAGGAGAAACAAUCAACAAACAUGCGACGACAGCAAGCGGCGGCACCACCAGCGUCAAGGUCAGCUCAACACCGUCGGGACUAAAAUCGUCGCUGGCAACGGUCGUUCGAUCAGUUCCGUCGCCGGCGACUAAUUUUGGUGAAUCAUUUCUUCUCGCCCCACACCCUGCCUCUCUCUCUCUCUCUCUCUCUCUCUCUCUCUCUCCUUCCUCUUUCUCUCUCUCUCUCUCUAACUCAUCCUCUCCCCUACCUCGCUUGCCCUCACUCCUGACUCUCUCUCUCUCCUUCUCUCUCUCUCUCCUUCUCUCUCUCUCUCUCUCUCCUUCUCUCUCUCUCUCUCUCUCCGGACAUUACUUGGACACUUAA
Molecule: messenger RNA, 813 nt
Organism: Acanthosepion pharaonis
Lineage: Eukaryota; Metazoa; Mollusca; Cephalopoda; Sepiida; Sepiidae
Source: the annotation of a GenBank genome assembly